AUGAGAAAUCAAGAUGAUCCACCAUUAUUGUUAGAAGAGAGUAAUAAAGGUGAAGUGGAAUUAUAUGAAGAGAGUAAAGACAAAAACAUUUAUGAUUUGCAAGAAUUUGAACAGGAACAGGAAAAUAUUUUAAUUUGCCAAGAGCAUCAAGGAACUGUAGAAUCAACAAAAAAAUGA
Molecule: messenger RNA, 177 nt
Organism: Entrophospora sp. SA101
Lineage: Eukaryota; Fungi; Glomeromycota; Glomeromycetes; Entrophosporales; Entrophosporaceae
Source: the annotation of a GenBank genome assembly